Molecule: messenger RNA, 3258 nt
Organism: Erinaceus europaeus (western European hedgehog)
Lineage: Eukaryota; Metazoa; Chordata; Mammalia; Eulipotyphla; Erinaceidae
Gene: GNAI1
Product: G protein subunit alpha i1
Exons: 8
Coding region: 364-1428 (354 amino acids)
Biological process (GO): adenylate cyclase-modulating G protein-coupled receptor signaling pathway
Cellular component (GO): heterotrimeric G-protein complex
Molecular function (GO): GTP binding; G protein-coupled serotonin receptor binding; GTPase activity
Source: RefSeq, a predicted model, not a curated record
GCGGGGCCGCGGCGGCGCGCGGACGCCCAGCUCCGCGGGGCUGUGCGAGGCUGCGGCGCGGCCACUGACGGGCAGGCGGUUGCUGCUGAUUUGGGAGCCCGCAAAUCCAGGCGCCAGGAGCUUGAGCCUGGUCGUGAGGGAAAUAAUAAUAACGACGACAACAACAACAACAAAAAACAAAAGCCGUGGGAGUGGGUGCAGCUUUGCUCCUCGGGAAGACGGCGCUUUGCCCGCCCGACUCGCUGUAGGUAGUGGCUGGGGGUGGUCAGGCCGUGUCGGAGGGGGAGCGUUCACCUGCCUCGGGAGACAGCGCGCCGGACGUGGAGGGAGCGGCGGCGGCGGCGGGCUCUCACUCCUGGCACAAUGGGCUGUACGUUGAGCGCCGAGGACAAGGCGGCGGUGGAGCGGAGUAAAAUGAUCGACCGGAACCUCCGCGAGGAUGGCGAGAAGGCGGCGCGCGAGGUCAAGCUGCUGCUGCUCGGUGCUGGUGAGUCUGGGAAAAGUACAAUUGUGAAGCAAAUGAAAAUUAUCCACGAAGCAGGUUAUUCAGAAGAGGAAUGCAAACAAUACAAAGCAGUGGUCUACAGCAACACUAUCCAGUCAAUUAUUGCUAUCAUUAGGGCUAUGGGAAGGUUGAAGAUAGACUUUGGUGACUCAGCUCGGGCGGAUGAUGCCCGCCAACUCUUUGUGCUAGCUGGAGCUGCUGAGGAAGGUUUUAUGACUGCAGAACUUGCUGGCGUUAUAAAGAGAUUGUGGAAAGAUAGUGGUGUACAAGCCUGUUUCAACAGAUCCCGAGAGUACCAGCUUAAUGAUUCUGCAGCAUACUAUUUGAAUGAUUUGGACAGAAUAGCACAACCAAAUUAUAUUCCAACUCAACAAGAUGUUCUCAGAACUAGAGUGAAAACUACAGGAAUUGUUGAAACCCAUUUUACUUUCAAAGACCUUCAUUUUAAAAUGUUUGAUGUGGGAGGACAGAGGUCUGAGAGGAAGAAAUGGAUUCAUUGCUUUGAAGGAGUAACUGCCAUCAUCUUCUGUGUGGCACUGAGUGACUAUGACCUGGUUCUAGCUGAAGAUGAAGAAAUGAAUCGAAUGCAUGAAAGUAUGAAGUUGUUCGACAGUAUAUGCAACAACAAAUGGUUUACAGAUACUUCGAUUAUACUUUUUCUGAACAAGAAGGAUCUGUUUGAAGAAAAAAUCAAAAAGAGCCCCCUCACUAUAUGCUACCCGGAAUAUGCAGGAUCAAACACAUAUGAAGAAGCAGCUGCAUAUAUUCAAUGUCAGUUUGAAGACCUCAAUAAAAGAAAGGACACAAAGGAAAUAUACACCCACUUCACAUGUGCCACGGAUACUAAGAAUGUGCAGUUUGUUUUUGAUGCUGUAACAGAUGUCAUCAUAAAAAAUAAUCUAAAAGAUUGUGGCCUCUUCUGAGUUUUACAAUUCAUGGUAAAAUGCAUUUUCAAACCAAAUGAGUACGUCUAUGUGAAUCACUCUAGGCUAGAGUCUUGCAACAACACAGAAUGUAGUACAUGGCAAAUGUAUCUGGGACCUUACCAAAGUAUUAUGAUUUUUUUUGUUUUGUUUUGUUUUGAACUAAAAGGAAUAGAAAAGUGGUCCUGCAGUGUGAAAGUAAGGACAGUGUUAAAGCUGGGCUCUAGUGUAUAGAUGAUUUCCGUGUAAGUGUAAAUAUGCAAAUGUAUGUAUACUUGUAUUUAUAACUUUAGUUUCCAUAUUCCUUUAAGGUUUGAGGAAUGAUAAGUUACAAUUUGAGCCUUUUGGCUAUGGAAAUAACAGAAAUAUUAGGUACUUUGUCCGGAAAGACAAGACUAUUGCCAUGUUUGCCAAUUUAAACAGCUUUAUUUAUGUGUGUGUCUUGUAAAGUUUUAAGUACAGUAAUUGAUAUUAGGAAAUAUUGCAGCCCUUACCUUGUUAUAUGUAUACUUGUAGUCAUAAAAAUGUUAUUUGUACAAACAUUGCACAGACUAUUUUAAUAACAUGGUUUCUUCUUUAAAUUUAAUCUGUUUUAUGGAAAUGUUCUUAAAGAAGAUGAGCAUACCUACCUUUGGAUCAACACUAUAUGCAUUUAAACUUUUCUUUCAGAGUGCAUGUUGAUCUUAUUCCACAUUAGAUUUGAUUAGAAAACUGAAAUCACAAAUUUUUGAAGAUAUACUAUCUUAGACUUAUAAACAAUUUUUAUUCAGUUGCUUUGUUCUCAUUUGAAAUUUUAACAUUUGGAUGGUAUUCAUGCAUUGCCUUAAAGGCAGUGCUGUAUUAAUUUUAUACACUUUUAAUAGCUACAUUUUAUUUGUAUAAUUUUAGGUGGAUGUUGAGAGCAUUUUUCUGGAUAAAAAUUUGUCAGCAUAAUGAAUUUUGAGAUAUUCAUUUGUGUAUUUCCUUUGGGAAAUCUCAGUACCUAGCAUACAUAAUAAUUCCUUGUUAAGAUGGUAGAAAGAAAAGUCUUUGAGUACUCUGCUACUGGUAAAAAUUAAAGCUUUAAAUUUACAUAUGUAUCUAUUUUUAGUUUCAAAGUUUUCACAAAAUUAAUUUUCCCAGAAAUAUUCAGAUUUCCUUCACUUAGGUUUUUAUUAUUUCUUUUAAGAUUAUGCUAUUAUUUCUGAGAAUGUAAUGGGCAAUUAUAUUUAGAAAAUCAGUAAUAGUAUUAGUAAAGUCAGUGAUCAUUCAGAUAAGUGUGCAUAUUAGCUACCAUCAAACUUAUCCAAGAUUUAUUCUUUUAUUCACAGUGUCUCUGUGACCUUGUUUCAACAAAUUAAACACAUUCCCCACUCUUCCUUUAAAAGAAAAAAAAACUCAUACUGAAAAAGUCCUUCAGUAAACUUUGCUGUUAAGUAGUAAUAGUUUCUUUAGUUACAUGUGAUGCUGUCAUUUUGUUGAAGUAUGUAUAUGUGUGUAAGUAACCACGAACUGCAUUUAUCUUUGUUUCAUUUGUGAUUUUCUUCUUCUUUGUAAUGUAAAGAAAUUCAAAGUUAUGAAAAAAAAUCCUAUAUGUGUUAAUUUAGUUUCUUUUUGUGCCUUUCAUGGGAGUUAAGAUUUCAUUAAUACUGCUGAUGGAAGACCUAUGUCCAUAUUGUGAAGUUAUGUAUGAAAUUCUACUAUACUAUGAAUAGAUUUAAGUCAUGAGAAAUACAGUUUAAAAAGACACAAAAGAAACACGUUGAUGACCAUGAUUGAUGAAUUCCUGAAUUUUAUCCUGUGUACUUGUGUUGCUAAUAAGUCCUAAUAAAUUUUAAUUUUUAAAUUUUA